Molecule: messenger RNA, 2252 nt
Organism: Theobroma umbraticum
Lineage: Eukaryota; Viridiplantae; Streptophyta; Magnoliopsida; Malvales; Malvaceae
Product: glucan endo-1,3-beta-glucosidase-like
Biological process (GO): carbohydrate metabolic process
Molecular function (GO): hydrolase activity, hydrolyzing O-glycosyl compounds
Source: RefSeq, a predicted model, not a curated record
CGGCACCUGUCUGUCUCUCCUUUUCUCUUCUUUCCACUCUGUCUCUCACUCACUCUCCUUUGUUGAAAACCUUUACCUUUCUUCCCGAAAGCACAAACCCCAAAUUUUCUUUCACAUUUUCCAUAUCUUUCUCACCCAUUUCCCCUCCAUCUUCACCCCGUGGAACAGGUUAUGAGAGUGAAACAUGAGUGAUGUCAUGUCUUUCAGCUGGAGAGCACCGUUUUCUGCAACAGAGAUUGAUACUGACUGACAGUUUCAUGUAGGUUGGAAGUGGGGGCCUGAACUUUAGAGACCCAAUUUUUUAGUCAGAUCAAAUUCAAAUUGAGCAAAAAUCUGUUCUGCAAUUUACUUACAUGGUCAAAACACAGUUCCUUAAGCAAUAAAUUGAAUAACUGCAAUUCAUUUGGUUUAACUUUAACUGCAAUUGUUGCUUUGUGCCUAGAAGUGGUUUACUCUACUCCAGAAUACCUUAGGAACCUUGCUUUUCUUAUUAUCAAGUCUUCCUAUAUGGAAAAUUCUUUCUUAUAAGAAUCUAGCUUUUCUUAUUAUUAAGUCUUCCUACCUAUAUGGCUAUAUAUUUGUCAAAAUCUUGAAUUUUAACCAAUGUCUCAUCCCUUAUAUGCUGCAUAAACCACCUACACCUCCCCUCUCGUACAAUCAUCUUUCACUAGGUAGUUUAAAACUCAACCAAAAUCAAAGAGGAAAAGUUGUUCCAUUACCUUCAAUAGCCAUGAUUGCCAUCUUCCUCCUCCUCACCAUAUUCCUCCACCUCUUCACCACCACGACUGCCCUUGGAGUUAACUAUGGCAUGGCUGCAGACAACCUUCCUUCUCCCUCUGUGGUUGCUAACUUCAUCAAAACCCAAACUAUCUUUGAUAGUGUCAAAAUGUUUGAUGCGAAUCCCGAGGUCCUUAGAGCUUUUGCAAACACUGGCAUUUCGGUUACAGUCACAGUCGGCAAUGGAGAUAUUCCUGCUCUUACCAAUACUGUUGCAGCAAGGAGAUGGGUUGCUCAAUACAUAAGCCCAUUUUAUCCUCAGACAAAGAUCAAAUAUAUCUGUGCUGGUAGUGAAGUCUUAUUCUCAAAUAUUACUGGUUGGAUUAACAACCUUGUGCCUGCAAUGAGGAGUCUUCAUUAUGCUUUGGUUAAAGCUGGAAUUCAAGAUAUCAAGGUCACAACCUCUCAUGCACUGAACAUAUUCCGACGUGAAACUCUACCAAGUUUGACCCGUUUCAUGGUUGGCUAUGACCUAAGCUUCUUUGCACCCAUACUCCAAUUCCAUCGCCGGACCAAAUCACCUUUCAUGGUCAACCCAUAUCCCUACUUUAGCCCUGACUUAUUGAGAAGAUUAAAUUAUGCUCUUUUCAAACCAAACCGUGGAGUCUAUGACAAGUACACUGGAAAAACAUACACCAAUAUGUUUGAUGCUCUCAUGGACUCAACUUAUUCGGCUAUGAAAGCCCUUGGCUAUGGUGAUGUCGAAAUCGUGAUUGGUGAGACUGGCUGGCCCGCACAAGGUGAUUCCAGCAGUCCUUUUGCCACCAUGGACAAUGCAAUUUCUUACAAUGGGCAUGUGAUUAAGGAAAUUCUUUCUGGCAAAGGAACGCCUCUAAUGCCAAACCGCAGCCUUGAGACAUACAUGUUUGCAUUGUUUAAUGAGAAUCAAAAACCAGGUCCACUUGCUGAGAAGUACUGGGGAUUGUUUAAACCUGACUUAAGCCCUAUUUACAAUGUUGGACUUCUACGUCAUGGGCAGUCGGUGCCAACUCCUACAAAUCCAUCCCCAUCAACUCCAGCACCUUCAGGCAAGAGUUACUGUGUUCCAAAAAAGGAUGCUACCUAUGCUCAAUUGCAAUCAAACCUGGACUACGCAUGUGGCAAAGGCAUAGAUUGUACACCAAUUCAGCCUGGUGGAUUGUGUUACGAACCCAACACUAUCCAGUCGCAUGCUGCAUUCGCAAUGAAUUCUUACUAUCGAACCAAGGGUCAGAGUUAUUUAAGCUGUGAUUUUGCUGGCACUGGUCAAAUCAACUCUGUUGAUCCAAGUUAUAUGAACUGCCAUUACCUCUAAAAUAUUGGAAGAGAAGGAUCAAGGAUGAGCUUGACAUAUGCCCUUAAAAGUGUUAAUCAGCAGAAUGUUGCUAAAGUUCAUUUGAUUAGUCCAACUCUUCCUUCUUUGAUGAUUGUACUGCCAUUGCUGUAUCAAAUGUGAACAAUUUGUCAAUGAAAUGCUCUACGACUUCAUUCUUUUA